AUGGCUUCUACCGAGAAACGCAAGCAGGUCCUGUUCGAUGACAGUGACGAUGAGUCCGAUGGCGGCGCGGAUCUGAAGAUCAAUGACGAAUACGCAAAACGGUUUAAACACAACAAGGAACGCGAGGAAUUGCACAGAUUGGAGGAGAAGUACAAAUCGAACAAGCCGAACGGGAACAACUCAAAAGAUGCCGAUGACGACGAUGAUGACUCGUCAUCUGACGAGACAGAAGAUGAGAAUGGCUUUCUAGCGACCGCCGAGCUCGAUUCCCAGAUAUCCGCCACGCUACAGGCUAUCAAGGCCAAGGAUCCCAGAGUCUAUGAUGGAAAGACUACUUUCUACGCCCCUGUCGACGAAGACGCCGAUGCCACCGCUACCACCUCGAAACCGAAGAAAGAGAAGCCUGUGUACUUGCAAGACUACCACCGUGAAAAGAUCUUGCGCGGUGACAUUGGAGCCGACGAUGAUGACCAGGAAGAGCCAGCGCCGACAUUUGCUCAGGAGCAGGACAGCCUGAAGAAGUCAAUACAGGACGAGAUCCGAGCGCAACUUAAAGGCGCGGGCGAGGACGAAGAAAGCGACAGCGACGGAGACUUCAUCAAGGCCAAAGAGGAGACGCGAGUCAUCCCCGCAAACAGCAUACAUCCAUCCCGAGCUCAGAAGGUCAAGGUUGCAAAGCCCGACAUCGCCAUUGCGGACAAGGAUCCUGAACUAUACCUGUCCAACUUUCUGGCAUCUCGCGCUUGGGCGGAAGGAGACGACAGCGGCUGGCAGGCGUUCGAGUCUGAUGAAGACGAAGACGAAAAGGCUGAUCAGUGGGAGGCUGCAUACAACCUGCGGUUUGAGGACCCAAGCAAGAGUAACGAGGUUCUCAAAUCAUACGCCCGUGAUGUCGUGGCGGCGCGCUCUGUCAGGCGAGAGGACAAGAGUGGCCGGAAACGCCAGCGAGAGCUGGAGCGAGAGGCGAAAGAGGCAGAGAAGCGAGAACGUAAGGAAGAGAGAGCAAGGUUACGACGACUUAAGGCCGACGAAGCAGAGAACAAGCUGCAGAAGAUCAAGAAAGCUGCCGGAAUUCGUGGACAAGACUUGAAGGAUGAGGAUUGGCAAAAAUUUCUUCAAGAUGCUUGGGAGAACGACAAGUGGGAAGAAGAGAUGAACAAGACGUUCAACGAUCAAUACUAUGCCCAAGCCGAGGCUGGAUCGGAGGAUGAUGAGGAUGAUGGAACUGAUGAUGGCUCCAAAAAGCCGAAAAAGGUCAAGAAGCCGAAGUGGGAUGAUGAUGUCGACAUCAAGGAUCUGGUGCCAGAUUUCGAAGAGGAGGAGCGCCCCAAUAUCACACUUACAGAUAUUGAUGAGAAUGAUGGAGAGGAUGACGAUGAGGACGGAGAAGACGACGAUGGUCCAGCUGCUAAGCGACAGAAGACUACUAAAGAUCGCAAGAAGGAACGUCUCGCCAGCCAAAAAGCAGCACGUCAAGAGCGUGCCAAGCUCGAGGCGCUGGUCGACGCGCGCAUGGAUAUCGACGAGCCUGAGGUCCUCGCCGGCAGCUCCUCGUCCAAGAAAACCCAAGGCGGGUCGCGCUUCAUGUACCGCGACACGAGGCCCGAGUCGUUCGGCCUGACGACAAAUGACAUCCUCAUGGCGUCCGACGCGGACCUCAACACCUUCGCGGGGCUGAAGAAGCUCGCCCACUUCCGCGACCCGGAAAAGCUGUCCAAGGACCGCAAGAAGCUGGGCAAGAAGGCCCGCCUGCGGCAGUGGCGCAAGGACACCUUCGGCCCCGAGUUUGAGCGCGAGCCCCCGGCCUUCCACCCCGGGGGUUCUGGGCCUGGGGAGUCUUCGAAGCCGAAUGAUUCUGCUGAAGAUAGCAAUAUCGUCGAGGGCGGCUCCAAGAAGAAGCGCAAGCGCUCACGGAACAAGAAGAGCAAGGGCGCAGAAGCCGAGGCUGGUGCUGCUUGA
Anthostomella pinea is the source of this 1959-nucleotide messenger RNA. NCBI's taxonomy places the organism in Eukaryota, Fungi, Ascomycota, Sordariomycetes, Xylariales, Xylariaceae. The record is from the annotation of a GenBank genome assembly.